UCAAUAUAAACAUGGCAGAUGAUGAGAAGUCUCCACUGCUACAAUCUUCAGAUGACGAUGAGGGUCCUCGACUCAGACACAGCCACACCUUCCCCACCACACACCGGAGCUUGGAUGUAAGUUCUGUCACACCUACGGAGGAGGAUCACAUUGUCUGUGUGUUCGUUGUGACGUUUGACACACGGUCAGGAAAUAUGAUAGAGUGGUGUACCCCUGAUGACUUUGAGCUGGAUGGGGUGGAGUUCAAAGCAAUGGUCAGUGGAUCUCACACACAACAAAAGGACUUUGUUUACUUCAGAAAGGAUCGUCUGUAUGGCCUGGCCUGUUAUGAGAAGAUGUCGGUGGAGAGUGAGAUUGAGCGAGGAGCUAGGAUGAAGUCUGUAGGGAUUUUAUCCACUUCCUAUACACUGCUGUACAGACACAUACAGUUCUUAGAGUCACAAGUCAGACACCAGUUGGAGUUGCCAGGUAUUUAUUCUCAGCUUCAAGCUUUCUACAAUGAUAAGAAAGGAGUGCUUCCAGAGUCAGCCAGCUCAAGGGGGGUUACUCCUACCUCUACACCUUCCACACCAAGUAGUCUGCUGCCAGAAAUGAAGAUAACCCACCCUGCUGGCUGCUUCUCACAGUUUAUAAAAUUCUUUGGUGCAAACAUCUUUAUAUUAUGGAAACUGGUUCUGCUGCAGAAAAGGAUAUUGUUUUUCUCCCCACCACCAAUAGGGGUAGUCUGUUAUAAAGUGUACUGUGCAUGUUGUCUUGGAAACCAUGAGGUUGGAAAACUAGGUCAUGAGGUACAACCCCAUUUCUAUGUUAAUGUCGCUGAUAUAGAAACCUUGGAAACAGAAGUGGCAUACAUUGCAUGUACAACAGAGAAGAUUUUUGAAACAAAGACCUAUUUACAUGACGUUUAUGUAGAUAACCAGGUUAUCACAGCCCACACUCCGGUUGUACAAGAACUGCUGAAACUCAGUGAUGCUGACAAGGACAAAUAUAACAAACUCUUAAAUCGGAGGUCUGCUAACCAAUUUUCAUAUGAAGGUAUGGGAGAGGAUGUGGUGGAUGAAGAGGAAUUAAUCACAUCGUUUUUUACCCAGCAGAACAAUGACCUGUUCAGCACGCUGUUGGAUGUGGCCCAUUCACAUGACCGACAACUCACCUCAGAUCACAUGAGGAAUAUGGGUCUAGACCCCCAGGGAGACCGAACCUUCCUUAUGGAGUUGGUGGAGCAUUAUGGGAUAGAUGUUGUCCUCAUGGUAGACAACCCUUGCUGCCCUAAAUGAUUCUGUUUAUUUUGGUGAAAACAAAAUGAUCAGGCAGAUUAAUAAUUUAAUACUGCUCAAUGAUAGAAGAUGUUCAUAGAUCCAGUGUAUUCAGUAAUUUUCAAUUCCUUGUAACAUCUAACAGCAACUGUGAAACAGUUUUUCAAUCCAUAAAUCCUAAAUGUUUCCCAAAAAUGUCAAUAGUUUUUGGGUGACAGGUUACAUGAAUGAGAUUUGUUGUCUGUGAUAGUUCCACCUGUACAAUUUACAGUGUUAAUUACAGUUUUAUGACUGUUCUUAGCUAAUUAAUGAUCAUGCUCAACAAGAAAGGUUUGCACUGCUUUUUGUAACAAAUUUAAACAAGAAUCAGCCUGGCACUCAUACAUGUACAGCAUAUUGUUUUAUCAUCAGAAAAAUUGUACUUAAUGUGUAGGUCUUGUAUAACAUGGCCACACAAAGGAGUUUAUGUGUAAUAUGUUACAUGUAUAAAUAAGAGUAUAUCAUUACCUGGAAGUCAGAGUUUCAUGUAGAUGUUCCAAAAAAAAAGGGGGAUAGAUAAAUGUAUUAUUAGUUUAAAGCAACAAUUCCCACCAAUUCAAAAGUGACUAUUUCUAUAGCAGGAUUGAAAAAUAAAACAGAUCGGCAUAUUCAUUGCUCUAAUUUGAAUGAUAAAGAAAGUUUAUAUACAUGUAUAUAUAUCUCCUAAAAGUGACUGCAGGUUUCCUCAAACAUGUAAUAGUCCUUCUUUUUUAAGUAAAAUAAUAUGAAUAUACCAAGUGUAAUUUGUUUAUGUUACAUGCACGUUUUUGUCAUAUUGGCAUUCUUAUGAUUGUUGAUUAAUGCACAAGUUUCAUUGAUGAGUAUUGUGCAAGGUUGUUAAUCGGUGCACUGUAUACAUGUAUUACAGCCUUUUUUUAGACUAUUUUUUAUGGAGUUUUAUUAACAUUCUUUCAUAUUUUCUUUUAAUUUAUAAUAAUGACAAUGAAAGUGUGUCGAAAAAUUCAAAAUUAAUAUUGCAUUAUAUUAAGUUAUAUAUCUUAUUGGUGAAGUGACAUUAAUGGGUAGCUAAAUGUUUGAGAUGUUUGUAGAAGUUUCACAUCUGAAAAAAGAUAUAACCAUUUCUUUUUAAUGUCUUAAGAACACAUUUGUUAACAAAAUUGCUGUUGAAUUCAAAGUCUUCCUUUGCCCUGCAGGAGAUAAAUACAUUGUGCGAGCAGUGAGUACUGGUACAUGUUUGUACAUGUACAUGUUUUUAGACACAAUGGAUGUUAAUUCAGCAUGAGUCAUAUUUAUAUAUUAAUACAGAGGAAUAUUAGACUGAUUCUUUUUUCUAGCACCCUGCAUAUCUGUUCAGAUUGAGAUGCAGUUAGAUUAUUGUUUUUCCUUCUAAUUCCUUCCAUUUUGAAUUUUAUUGAAAUGCUAAUUUUAAGCUUCUAUCAUGUAAUGCUCUCUAGUUGUGAGUAAAACACUAGUGAUCUUUAUAUCUUUAUCAAACCCCUUGUCUUAAAAAGUAAGAAUGACAAAUACUUGUUGUUUCUUGAAGUCACCUCAUGCAUUGAUUGAAAAAAAGUGACCUUAUGUACAAAAGAUAAAGGAAUUUGAAGUUGCAGGUGUCUUAAUACUGUAAAUCUACACAAAUAAACUACUCUUUGUUUAAAGGUGUACUGAUAUACUGUGGAUUGUGCAACACAAGUGGAUGCACAAUUCUCACACGAUCCUCAUGCAUUUUCUCAGCAUUUUUGUAAACAAAAAACAAAAAAACAAAAAAAAAAAACAGGGGAAUUGAAGGGGCAAUACAGGUUUAUUGGUGGAUGUGAUUUUGAAAUGCACAAGCAAUUGUGACACCAAAGUGUCUAUUAUUAGAUUGGUAGGGCAUUAUGGAAGCACAGAAUCAUUGAACUGUCAGUUUAAGAAAAACUGACACUUUGCAUUCCUUAGUUGAUAUUUUUCUUAACAUUCCUUUAAUGUACAUGAUUUGUUUCAAGAUAUCAGACACAAGAAAAACAUUUCUUUUCAAAUAUGUUAGGCUCAGGGUAUGAAUGACAAUGAAUUAAAUGAAACUUUGCCUUUGUAAAGAAAGCUUUAUAAAUGCUUAUAAAAAUAUCAUCAUUUGCAAUACAUGCCUUUUCAGAUUUUGAAUUAAACAUUAGUUGUAGUUAUUGCUUUUCGCUCCCCUGAGCAAAAUACUCGAGAAAGUUUAUCUGGUCAAAGAGUGUCCAUCUGUCUGUCAAGUGUUGUUUGUAAACAUUGCAUAUUUUCAACUUCUUUUUCCUUCACUAAAGAAUUCUUUAGUGAAGGAAAUUCAUUCAUAUUCAAAUGAUGAAUAGCCACAAGCCACAGUUGCUCUUUCAAGGGGAGAUAAUUAAAAAAUAUUGAAAAGAUGUUGUUAUUUGAAAGUUACCAUAACCUUUUUCUCAAAAACCACUGAUUCAGAAACAUCAAAAUUGAAGGCUUCUUUAUAAGUGUACAUUAAAUUUGUUCAAAACAUGGCCUCGGGGGCUAGGGACUGUAAUUCAGGGGUGUCAAAGUUUCAUAUGAAAUUUUUCGGAACAAAUCUUACGAACAGCAAGGCUGCAAUUAGUCAAAUAUUAUCAUCUCCACGUUGUCGAGAAUCAGAUUUGUUAAAAUGAUGGCCCCUGGGACUAGAGUGAAACAUAAAAUAUUUAGUCAAAUCAAGAAAAAAUCUUCAAAAAUCUCAAAAUUGUUGUCUCAAGUGAGUGUUAUGGACAAAGUCUUACAGUUUUUUUUUUUCAUUUCAGUGUUUUAUAUUCAACACAUGAUGAAUUUGCUAAAGCCAAAAUUAUUUUACAUGUAAUUGCUUAAAAUUGAAUCCAGUCAGAUAUGAAUAUAUUUUUAAUAGCUGUAUUGUCCUGUAUAGUUCUUUUUUUUUUUUUUUUUCAAAUUUCAUGUUACCAUCAUCUGGAGCUUUUAUCACACCAAUUGAAUAAAUUGUACACCUGUUGAGAGUUAAUUGUGCAUAAGUAUUGUGUAAGGGAUCUAAAUCACUUUUAACAUUUUUAAAAUGAUUCAUGCUGAUUAAUCAUGUCUAGCCAAAUUUUUUUUCUUUAUAUGUUUACUUUACAUUGUGCAAUAUACUGCUUUUUUGAAAGUCUGAAAGAAUCACUUUGUUAUAAAAUAAAAUCUGAUAUUAAAAUC
This is a messenger RNA of Saccostrea echinata, 4412 nucleotides long. RefSeq names its product DENN domain-containing protein 11-like. NCBI's taxonomy places the organism in Eukaryota, Metazoa, Mollusca, Bivalvia, Ostreida, Ostreidae. The record is from RefSeq and is a predicted model, not a curated record. The transcript has 9 exons. Gene Ontology annotation, cellular component: cytoplasm. Bases 12 to 1277 code for a protein of 421 amino acids.